This is a messenger RNA of Homarus americanus (American lobster), 2301 nucleotides long. RefSeq names its product transmembrane emp24 domain-containing protein 7-like (gene p24-1). Gene Ontology annotation, biological process: endoplasmic reticulum to Golgi vesicle-mediated transport; intracellular protein transport; Golgi organization. The record is from RefSeq and is a predicted model, not a curated record. Lineage: Eukaryota; Metazoa; Arthropoda; Malacostraca; Decapoda; Nephropidae. Gene Ontology annotation, cellular component: Golgi apparatus; endoplasmic reticulum; endoplasmic reticulum-Golgi intermediate compartment. The transcript is spliced from 4 exons. Bases 185 to 811 code for a protein of 208 amino acids.
CGCGUUAUGUAUUUUGUUUCCGGCCACGUAUUUUAGCAGAAGACGCUGUGUGACUGUCAAAGUUACAGAAGAUCAGUAUCCCGUAUUAUUAGGCCAUUUUACCUGAACCUUAGGGAAGUAAUUAUGAGCAGGUGAUACCCUAGGAGUGAACAAGGUCGGUGGUAGUGAGAGUGAGACAGACAAGAUGGAGAGGAUGUGGUUAUUUGUGGUGGUGUUGGUGAGCUGGAUGGCUAUGACCGCCGGGGUGGAGUUAACAUUUGAACUCCCAGACAACGCCAAAGAAUGUUUUUUCGAGGAUAUAGAAAAGGGUACAGAAUCGACAUUAGAGUUUCAGGUAGUAACUGGAGGGCACUAUGAUGUAGACGUUGUUCUAGAAGGACCAGCUCGGCAGAUCCUUUACAGAGAGAUUAAACAGCAGUAUGGCCAGUUCCAGUUUACUCCAGAGAUCACUGGCACCUACCAGGUGUGCUUCAGUAAUGAGUUUUCAACUUUUAGUCAUAAGCUCAUCUACGUAGAUUUUCAAGUAGGCGAUGAGCCUCAGUUACCUGGAGUGGGAGAACACUUUACUGCAAUGACUCAGAUGGAGUCAUCCUCACAAAAGAUUCAUGAGGAUCUAAACUCCGUUAUAGACUACCAGACCCAUCACCGUUUACGUGAAGCUCAGAGCCGCAAGAGAGGAGAGGAUCUCAAUGAGCGAGUGCUCUUCUGGGCUGUUGGGGAGACCCUGGGGAUUCUGGUAAUCACUGUGGGUCAGGUGAUGGUUCUCAAGAACUUCUUUGCUGACAAGAAGACUAAUCAAGCUGCUUACUAAACUUCAAGUCAGUUAUGUUAAACAGUUAGAUAAUUUAUUUGCUUCUAAAGAAGAACAGAGAUGCCAGCUUCAGAAAAAUCAUUUUACAACACCAUUUUUCCUUAAUCACUUACUAUUAUGCUGCAGUUAAAAUACAAUCUAGUUUCAUAAAAAUUUAUAACCUGUUUCAACUUCAGUAGUGUGGUUUUAUCUUACAUCAGUAACAACAAAGUUAAAGUUAAGAAAUUUCAUAAGUUUUAAUUACUGAUGAUUAAGGAUUUGCAUCUCCCACAUUCAAAACAUCCAAUUUCACUUUAGAUCUUUUCAUUUCUCAAACUAGAAGUAAAUGCUUUUAACAUACACCAAUAUUCCAUUUAUAUGAGCAUCUGUUAAUUCGUAUUAAAAUCCUGACAAGAAGACUUCUAUAAGUACUUACCAAUAUUUAUCACACAUUGCUUUAUCAUUCAUAUGUAAUAUCACAAACUGACAUCUUUUAGGCCUUUCAUCAAACCUUCGAUUCCCUAAUACAUGCAUCCAGUAAUGCAUUAAUUUGAGAAGAAUUAAGGAAAAGAACUAACCUGAGCUGUAUUUUUUAGGAUAUGGAUUUAAAAUUUGUUUUGCCCGAAUCCGUUGAUAGUAAGGAGUUGCUGGAUCUGACACUGAAGUUGCACAUGUAUGGGAUAAUUCUUGUCCCAGGAUAGUUUUUGCUGUUCAAAUUUAUAUGUAUUAAAAUAGAUAUAGACAUUGUAAAGUUAUUCAGAAGCCAGCAAUCUAGCUGGGUUUUUGUGUUGUGUGGAGACAUAGCAGAGUAUUGAUUGAGGUCAACGAGUAAGGGUCAGUUGCAUCAACUGUCACUGUAAGACAAUACUGUAUUACAUAUAAGACCUCGAUGUAUAUGUAUUUGUUAAAAGUCGUGAGUGGUUAUCUUAUUUUAAGAGUUAGCUUCUUUACUUUGGGUAAGCUAUUUGAACAUUAAAAUUUUGAAUGAAGGAAGUUUUUUUUUUUGCUCUACUUCAGGAAAAAAUUAUAUUGAAUGUAAAGAUUGUACAGGCUAUCUCUUAAGGUAAUUACUUUGAUUAUUAAGAGGUAAAAUAGUUUUGGUUGUGUGAGAGAUCUGUAAAUACAGAAACGUGUUAUAUUUGAAUGGAAGAUAUAUUUAAGCGAUAAUUUUGAGUCUAGGGGGUACUGAUAUGUGGCUCACACAAGACUUGGCAGCCUAUUAACCCUGACUAUGGUACAAUUAACAGCAAGGUAACUUUAUUAAACUGAUUCUUCAGUAAAUUCCAUCACAAGGUGUGUAAUCUUAUUCAAAUUUUCAUGGUGUAUGUGCGCAUUAUUAACAUACUCAUUGCUAGUUUUUUAAGUUGAUGGAAUUCUUUUCUAUUUCAUUAUUGUACUUGUACGGUAUAAAAUGAGAAAUCUUGUCAAAGCAUUUUGACAUUGUGUGAUGUAGUGUGGUGAUAAAUUAUUGUUUUUGUAUGUACUAUCUUAAUAAAAUAUGAGUUUAAAAA